AUGUGUCAUUCAAUUAUCUGGUACCAUGCCCUAUGCCAGCACCAAUGCCCUGAUGCAAGCUACUCAAUCGCAUGUCACAGAGCCUACCGAAGGGGCUACGAGUGCACAGAAGAUCGAAGCACAUUGUAUUUCUCACUCGUAGGGAAUUGUGUGCAAUGCAAGCUUAAUCAGCUACUGCUACGCCAUCGUAUCUUCCGCGAAUGGCGGAGAGAAGAUCUUGUAUCGGCGUUAAACCAUGCAUUUCAGUAUAGCGACGAAGAUGGCUGGACCAUCGAUGACAACGACGCUGAGGAAUUGGAUAUGGAAACAUGGGUCUCCCAGUUUCCAAACUUGACUCAAAGGUGUUUUGCUCAGCGAGCUGAGAACAGGGAGACACGUACGUCGUUACGUAGUGGUCCGGCACGCAUGCCGACCCUAGUGCAGCAGUCCUCGCCUCACUUGUCUUGUGUUGCUUUGGUUGAACAUGCUGAUGGCUACGCAGAUGAUGAAGAUGAGCCUUUGGAGGAACCUCAGCCCCAAACGGGUCGGAGCUGGCGGUCUAUGAUUCCUCUUCCUACUAGGUUGGUGCGCAACUCGCAGAAUCGUACUUAUCUGGCGUUUAUCACUGAUGACGAUAUGUCAGAUAGAGAGCCAUUGCUUCGCCCUUCUAAGCCGAAAGAGUAUCGCCGGACUUGGCGUUCCUGGAUUCCACUUCCUGUUAAGAAGGUGUCGGGGCAAUAG
Molecule: messenger RNA, 720 nt
Organism: Penicillium mononematosum
Lineage: Eukaryota; Fungi; Ascomycota; Eurotiomycetes; Eurotiales; Aspergillaceae
Exons: 1
Coding region: 1-720 (239 amino acids)
Source: RefSeq, a predicted model, not a curated record